Molecule: messenger RNA, 1587 nt
Organism: Girardinichthys multiradiatus
Lineage: Eukaryota; Metazoa; Chordata; Actinopteri; Cyprinodontiformes; Goodeidae
Gene: tpm4b
Product: tropomyosin 4b
Exons: 9
Coding region: 222-1076 (284 amino acids)
Biological process (GO): muscle contraction; actin filament organization
Cellular component (GO): actin filament
Molecular function (GO): actin filament binding
Source: RefSeq, a predicted model, not a curated record
CCGUCAUUCGGGACUGGAGCUGCCUCCAAACCUCCAGUCAAGUUUAAAUUAUACUGAGCUCCACUAACUCACAUUUUGUAUCCUCCUCUCUCCUCUCCAUCUGAAAACCUCUCUCUGCCUUCAAUCUUGAAGAGUUCCUCUGAGGCAUCUUCCUCUGAGAAGAAAAAGUAAUAAAUUCCCUUUCUUUGAGCCCUACAGGACACCAAGAGCCAACAGCCACCAUGGAGGCCAUCAAGAAGAAGAUGCAGAUGCUGAAGCUGGACAAGGAGAAUGCCAUCGACAGGGCAGAGCAGGCCGAGUCCGACAAGAAGGAGGCAGAAGAUAAAUCCAAGCAGCUAGAGGACGAGCUGCUCGCCCUGCAGAAGAAACUGAAAGGGACAGAGGAUGAGCUGGACAAGUUCUCCGAAGCCCUGAAGGAUGCUCAGGAGAAGCUGGAACUGUCUGAGAAGAAAGCCGCAGAUGCUGAGGGCGAAGUGGCCUCUCUGAACCGACGCAUCCAGCUGGUGGAGGAGGAGCUGGACCGAGCUCAGGAGAGACUGGCCACAGCCCUGCAGAAGCUGGAGGAGGCCGAGAAGGCUGCGGACGAGAGCGAAAGAGGCAUGAAGGUGAUUGAGAACAGAGCCAUGAAAGACGAGGAGAAGAUGGAGAUCCAGGAGCUGCAGCUCAAAGAGGCCAAACACAUCGCAGAAGAGGCUGACCGCAAAUAUGAGGAGGUUGCUCGCAAACUGGUUAUCCUCGAGGGUGACCUGGAGAGGGCAGAAGAGAGGGCAGAACUUGCUGAACUAAAGUGUAGUGAGUUGGAAGAGGAGCUUAAAAACGUCACCAACAACCUGAAGUCUCUAGAGGCGCAGUCUGACAAGUACUCUGUGAAGGAAGACAAAUAUGAAGAGGAGAUUAAAAUCCUGAAUGACAGACUCAAGGAGGCGGAAACCCGUGCAGAAUUUGCUGAAAGGACGGUGUCAAAGCUCGAAAAGACCAUAGACGACUUAGAAGAGAGCCUGUCGCAGGCGAAAGAGGAAAACCUAGGGAUGCACCAGGUUCUGGACCAAACACUGCAGGAGCUCAAUAGCUUGUAAAAAAAAAACAAGAAGUACAAAGCGCAAAAAAACACCUUUUUUUUUGUAAAAGAAUAUUUUCUACAUGCCAUCCAUUCUGUUUUUUCACGUCCCCUUGUCUGUGACUUUUUAACACAUGUAGCCAAUUUGUGUAUUUAUGGUUCAUUUGUUUCUUUUGCUUUUUUAACAAAUGGUUUUGGGUCCAUAUGAUUUCAGUAUUGGUGCUAGAAAUUGUCUGCUAGACCAAACUCUGAGAACAAAUAAAGCUUGUGAUGAUGUCAGUCUCAAUGCAGCUCCUGAUGAUACCAUGUCCUCUUCUCUUUUUGCCACCCCUGGUAAAGAUGUGUAAAAAGUCUUAAAAUAUAUCCAUCAUCUAUUGCUGCUCAAUCUGACUCUGUAAAAUGUAAAAAAAAAAAAAAAACAGUUCAACUUUAUUUGUAGAACAUUUAUUCAUUGUGGGAAAAAAAUCCCCAUUUCCCCUAUUAUUGGCAGCCAUAAUGAUUCCUAUGAAAUAAAUACAACUGGAAACGUG